Messenger RNA from Mesorhabditis spiculigera, 723 nucleotides. The record is from the annotation of a GenBank genome assembly. Lineage: Eukaryota; Metazoa; Nematoda; Chromadorea; Rhabditida; Rhabditidae.
AUGCCGUUCGUCGAGGAGCUCGGGGUGCCCCGGGCGCCGCUGCCUACCCCGGAAAGCACGCUUCGCGUCAUCGAAAUGAUUAGGCGGACCUGCGAGGAGAUGAUUAACCAAUGGAAAGCCGGUGAGCGCGAGAUCGACUCGAUCGAAUUCAUGCUCGACGGUAUCGUGGAGGCCGCCGAAUUCGAUAUCUUCGCCUGGGCCCCCGUCAUGACGGGACUGCGAUUGGCGGUAUCGGAGCUGGGGAAGGGACAGCUGGACGCGCUAUCCCAGACAAUGAACGUGCGGUUCCGGCGUCGUGCGGACAGCGACGAUGGUCUCUGCGUUGUCGCCACCCUUCGCUUUUCGAUUAUAUUGGCCGGAUGCAGCUAUGCGUUCCGCAGCACGCGCACCCCUGCCCAGGAGAUGGCCUACAUCAACGCCGGACUGAGCCUCACCGACACGAUGAAGGAGGUUGAGCGUGAGCGCGGCUGGUCCACGCGCAACACGCAUGAGAUGGGCGACGGCCGUCUCUCCCUCGUCGAGUACAACCUCACCCCGCAGGCGCAGGAACAGGUCAACGCGAAGAGGCUUAUCCUCAACAACGCCCUCAGCGCGUUCAUCAACGCCUACGGCGACAUUCCGCGCCGAGAGCUGGCCCUGGACAUGCACGUCCGUACCGGCUACAUCGUCAUCGACAGGUUCAAGGCGCUGCCCAUGGAGCUGCAACAAAUGAUUGGGGUCGAA